CGCUUGCGCCUGCGACUCCGCUCCGCUGGGGCUGCGGGGCGCGGGCGCCGGGAGCGCGCCUGCUCGGUCGCUCGCGCAGCCGCGGGGACUCAGUGGAAACGGAAGGCGAGCCAGGGCGGAACGCGGGAAGCAUGAGGAAAGGGGCUUCCUGCGAGCGGAAACCGGCGUGGAUGCCGACGGGGAAGGCGGGAGCACCGAAUGGAUUUCUUAUGGAAAUAUGUGUAGAUUCAGUGGAGUCAGCUGUGAAUGCAGAGAGAGGAGGUGCUGGUCGGAUUGAAUUAUGUGCUGGUUUACUAGAGGGAGGAAUCACACCCAGCAUGGGUAUUCUUCAAGUAGUAAAACAAAGUGUCCAGAUUCCAGUUUUUGUGAUGAUUCGACCACGGGGAGGUGAUUUUUUAUAUUCAGAUCGUGAAGUUGAAGUGAUGAAGGCUGACAUUCGUCUUGCCAAGCUUUAUGGUGCUGAUGGUUUGGUAUUUGGGGCAUUGACUGAAGAUGGACACGUUGACAAAGAGCUAUGCAUGUCUCUUUUGGCUCUUUGCCGUCCUCUGCCAGUCACUUUUCACCGAGCCUUUGAUAUGGUUCGUGAUCCAAUGGCAGCUCUGGAGACCCUCUUAACCCUGGGAUUUGAACGUGUUUUGACCAGUGGAUGUGACAGUUCAGCUCUGGAAGGACUGCCUCUAAUAAAGCAGCUCAUAGAUGAGGCCAAAGGCAGGAUUGUGGUGAUGCCAGGAGGUGGCAUAACAGAUAAAAAUCUGCAAAGGAUCCUUGAGGGUUCAGGUGCUACGGAAUUCCACUGUUCUGCUCGGUCUUCUAGAGACUCAGGAAUGAAGUUUCGAAAUUCCUCUGUUGCAAUGGGAGCUUCACUUGCUCAUUCAGAAUAUUCUCUAAAGGUAACAGAUGUGACGAAAGUAAGGACUUUGAAUGCUAUUGCAAAAGAUGUCCUAGUUUAGUUAAGGCUCCUCUGAGAGACAUGGAUAUCAGAGUGUGCAGGCAGAAUUAGAACCUUCAGUUCUCCACGUGGCCAUGGAGUACGUUGCUAAGAAGAAAAAAAAAUUGGAACGGCAAUGCACUCAUUUUCUUUGCUAGUCAUUUCUGUCAUCGUGGCUAAAUUUGGUCUGUGCUUCUUCCAUGGAGAGAGGCUUAGUCAGUUUUCAGUGGAAUUAACUGAUAAACUGGCAAAGUUCAACGACAAGGUAUGAAAUCAGAGUUUGGUUAGGAUCAAUUAGUACUUUUUUGCCUUUUCAUUUGUAAAAUAAAAAUUCUUAUUGUGUUA
This is a messenger RNA of Peromyscus eremicus (cactus mouse), 1273 nucleotides long. It is a transcript of the gene Cutc, whose product is annotated as cutC copper transporter. The coding region runs from base 132 to 950 and encodes 272 amino acids. Gene Ontology annotation, molecular function: copper ion binding. The transcript has 9 exons. Lineage: Eukaryota; Metazoa; Chordata; Mammalia; Rodentia; Cricetidae. The record is from RefSeq and is a predicted model, not a curated record.